This is a messenger RNA of Rhodamnia argentea, 901 nucleotides long. RefSeq names its product elongation factor P. Gene Ontology annotation, biological process: peptide biosynthetic process; translational elongation. Gene Ontology annotation, molecular function: translation elongation factor activity. Gene Ontology annotation, cellular component: cytoplasm. Bases 71 to 799 code for a protein of 242 amino acids. The transcript is spliced from 7 exons. NCBI's taxonomy places the organism in Eukaryota, Viridiplantae, Streptophyta, Magnoliopsida, Myrtales, Myrtaceae. The record is from RefSeq and is a predicted model, not a curated record.
CAUUGUAAGAAGGAACACUACACCGGACCAAUUCACUUACCGAGACAAGAAGCAACCGCUUUGCCCCGUAAUGGCGUCUCUCAACCUCUCCUGCUCCGUGGCAUCGUCGUCGUCGUCGUCUUCUUCCGCUUCUUCGAUGGUCCGUGCGCCUGCGCUCUCUCUCUCAUCCUCGAAGCCCUCCGUCUUCCCGGCCCGGUCUUUCCCCGGAUUCCAUCGACGCUCUUCGUAUCCGAGGAUAUAUGCUCUGUCCAGUAACGACAUAAAAGUCGGCACCAACCUUGUCGUUGAUGGAGCUCCUUGGCGAGUUAUCGAGUUCUUACAUGUGAAACCGGGAAAAGGAGCAGCUUUUGUUAGAACCAAGAUGCGCAAUUACGUAACAGGAAACACUGUUGAGAAAACCUUUAGAGCUGGAAGUUCGAUCGAUGAGGCAAAUAUAUCCAAGGAAACCAAGCAAUUCACUUACAAAGAUGCUGCCCAGUUUGUCUUCAUGGACUUGACUACCUACGAGGAAAUUCGUCUCAAUGAAUCAGAGGUUGGUGACAAGACAAAGUGGUUAAAAGAGGGUAUGGACUGCAAUGUGCUGUUUUGGAAUGGGAAGGUUAUUGACUUUGAUCUCCCAAUCACAGUUAAGCUGAAGGUGGUGGAUGUUGACCCUGGUCUGAAAGGCGAUACUGCUCAAGGUGGAUCGAAACCUGCGAAACUUGACACAGGUGCUGUGGUUAAUGUCCCACUGUUCGUGAACAUAGGCGAUGAGAUUUUGGUAGAUACAAGAACUGGGCAAUACAUGAGUCGUGCGUGAGGUUUUAGCGCUGUAUGAUUCUUACUCCAAACGUCUAGGCUUUUCAUCGGAUCUGUGAAAUUCACUCAUGAGGCUUAGAUAGCAAAGAGGUAGUUGCCCAAA